Messenger RNA from Iphiclides podalirius (scarce swallowtail), 762 nucleotides. The record is from the annotation of a GenBank genome assembly. NCBI's taxonomy places the organism in Eukaryota, Metazoa, Arthropoda, Insecta, Lepidoptera, Papilionidae.
AUGGGCAAGCCGACGGUUCUUUACAUUCAUGGAUACGUUGAGAAAGCGAGUGAUAACAGUGUCCUGACCGUGGUCAGGGCUUACCAGAGGCACGGAGGCUACAACCUGCUCGCUCUUGACUGGAGCAACCUGGCCUUUGGGAGCUACGUCAAUGUCGUACUGGGAUUGCAGAAGUUGGGCGAGGAGACUGGAGUGGCUUUAGCGAAGCUGCUCAAAGGCGGGCUGCCCAUCGACAAGUUGCAUCUCGUUGGACACUCCCUCGGCGCUCAUCUCGGCGGCAUCAGCUCUCGGUACCUUAUGUCCUUAGGCUUCAAGGUUCCGAGAUUGACCGGACUGGAUCCCGCUUACCCUGGGUUCUAUCCAGCCCUGUUCUCCAAGCCCUUAGAUCGUCACGACGCAAAGUUCGUGGACAUCAUCCACAGCGACGGCGGGGGCUUCGGAGCGCCCCUGGCUAUAGGGCAUGCGGACUUCUGGCCGAACCACGGCACCGCCAAGCAACCCGGAUGCCCGCCCCUCACUGUGCCCCUCACCAUCGAAGACUUCUGCAGCCAUUGGCGCUCGUGGCGGUUCUGGGCGGAGUCGGUGGAGGGGGGCCAGUUUUUGGCGCGGCGCUGCGACGGUUUCGACUCGUUCCUGCGCGGACGCUGUCGGGACGCAACCGCUGUGCCUAUGGGGCUAAACGCCACGCCAGACUUACGAGGCAACUUCUACCUAAGAACAGCUGCGGGACCGCCUUUCGCUUUAGGGGAAAGAGGUGCCGAC